AUGUCUUUUUUUACUAUUACUAUUAAAGGUUUGAUAAGGUUUGUAUUUAAUGCUUCUAUUGCAAGUGAGUUGCCAAAUCCAAUAGCAUUUAAUAUUUGGUAUGACAAACUUGAAUCUUUAAUAAUCAAAUAUAAAGAGAAUUGUUUGAUCGGAGAAAUUGGAAUUGAUAAAUUGUUUAGAUUAAAGAAUCCAAAUAUUAAUAAGAAAUUGAGAAUAUCAGAUUAUCAAACAUCGAUAGAUCAUCAAGUAUUAAUAUUAGAGAAACAAAUUGAAUUGGCAAUUAAAUAUGGUAAAAGCAUUAGUUUACAUUGUGUACAAUCGAGUGGAAAAAUUGUUGAAAUUUUAAAAAAGUUACGACAAAAAAAUAAUCAACAAAUUGACAAUAGUGAUAAUAAUUUACAAUUGAAAAUAUGCUUUCAUUCAUUUUGUGGAUCAACUGAAACAAUAAGACUUUUAUUAUCUUUAAAGGGCAAUCCUAAAAAGAAUAAAAAGAAUAAAACAUUAUCGAUAGUAUGUUAUUUUAGUUUUAGUAAGCUUGUAAAUGAAAAAUUAUCAAAUAGAUUGCACGAUCUGAUAAAAUUUGUGCCAGAGGAUAGAUUAUUAGUCGAAACUGAUUGUCGUUCAUCGGUGAAUUUAGAUUCUUUAAUGCAAGAUGUUAUUCAACUAGUUAGCAAAGUAAAAGGUUGGUCGUGUGAUUUUACAAUUAAUAAAUUAAAAGAUAAUUUUCUAAAUUUUAUUAAUAAUAAUAACAACAACAAUAAUAAUAAUUGUAAUAACCUUAAUAAUACAAAUGAUAAUAAUAAUAAUUGUAAUAAUCUUAAUAAUAAUACAGAUGAUAAAGAAUGUAAUAUAAAAUGA
Entrophospora sp. SA101 is the source of this 858-nucleotide messenger RNA. The record is from the annotation of a GenBank genome assembly. Lineage: Eukaryota; Fungi; Glomeromycota; Glomeromycetes; Entrophosporales; Entrophosporaceae.